This is a messenger RNA of Manis pentadactyla (Chinese pangolin), 1518 nucleotides long. It is a transcript of the gene TMEM255B, whose product is annotated as transmembrane protein 255B. Lineage: Eukaryota; Metazoa; Chordata; Mammalia; Pholidota; Manidae. Bases 304 to 1227 code for a protein of 307 amino acids. The transcript has 9 exons. The record is from RefSeq and is a predicted model, not a curated record.
UGAAUUGACCCCGGCAGGGGCACAUGGCAGACCUGGAGGGGCAGGACUCCGUGGUUAAGGGGGUGCCCCUGGAGGUGGGGCCAGAUGGGGCGCCCCUUGGGGGAGGCUCUGCCUCACGCUGUGUGGCCGGGCUGACAGCCCAUCGGCAGGAGCCCCUGGAGCAUAUUUUCCCCAGCUGCCCUGCCUGUAGUUUGUUCUCCACACGGCAGCCUCAGUGCUCCGGAAUCAGAGAUCCCCAGGGGCUGCCUCCUCAGCUCACGGCCCUCCGAGCCUCAUCCGGUGCAGCUGGGGGCAGAAGGGUUCAUGAGAAGAAAGAAGACUUCCCUUUGGUUUGUGGGGUCUCUGCUGGCAACGUCCAUCUUCAUCCUGACGAUUGGCCUUGCUGCCACCACCCGCACGGAGAACGUGACUGUGGGCGGCUACUACCCGGGGAUCAUUCUGGGCUUCGGAUCUUUCCUGGGAAUCGUUGGCAUCCACCUGGUGGAGAACAGAAGGCAGAUGCUGGUUGCCGCGAUCGUGUUCAUCAGCUUCGGUGUGGUGACGGCCUUCUGCUGUGCCGUCGUGGACGGCGUGUUUGCUGCCCAGCACAUGGAGCCGAGGCCCCUUGCUGCAGGGCGGUGCCAGCUCUACUCCAGUGUGGAAGGGAACUCCCCCGACGUGUACCAGGCAGAGGUCUCCUGUCCCUCCCUGGACGGCAGGUGCCAGCUGAAGGUGCAGAGCAACACCUGUUACUGCUGUGACCUCUACCACUGCGGGAGCCCCGAGCACCCUCCCACCUACUACGAGUUUGUGGGCGUGAGCAGCUGCCAGGACGCACUCCACCUAUACUGGCUGCUCUGGGCCUCGGCGAUGCUGAACGUGCUGGGCGUGCUCCUGGGCAUCGUCACGGCGGCUGUCCUGGGGGCCUUCAAGGAUGCGGUCGCUCUGUCCCCGCUGGCCUACAGCCUGUCUGCACCACCUCACAUCCUCUACAACCCAGCCCAGCAGAUCCUGGCCUACGCGGGCUUCUGCCCGACAACCGGGACCCUCCCGGCCGGCUCGCCCUGCCCGCUGCCUGUGCAGCCCUCCAGCAGCUCCCCCACCUUGCCAGCCACUGACCCCUGCAUCCGAGGACAUGUAGCUCCAGCCCAGCCCAGCUGCCACGGCGGGCUUCCUCCUGGCGCCCUGCCUCCCCAUGCUCUGGUCCAUUUCCUCCUGGGGGAAAAGCCGCCCCCCUAUGCACCGUGACAGGGGGGCGACUGAAAAAGAGUUGUUUUUGUUUAAAAAACAAAGCAGCCUCUACAAACCCUGCUUGUGUGGCCAACCUCCUGGAGACAUCAGUAGAACGCUCCAGAAGUCCACACCCUCCUUUCCUCCGGGGCACAUCCUCUGCAAGGAGAGGCCAGGACCAGUGGAGGGGACAGAGCCCCAGGUGACUGAGGCCUGGGUGGCACCUCCACUCAGCUGCCUUGCCCAGCGUGCGACCCAGACACCACAGAGCCGAACAUCCCACCUGCGGCCUCUCUGCUCCAGUGUCAU